Molecule: messenger RNA, 648 nt
Organism: Gongylonema pulchrum
Lineage: Eukaryota; Metazoa; Nematoda; Chromadorea; Rhabditida; Gongylonematidae
Source: the annotation of a GenBank genome assembly
AUGACUAUGAUACUCAUGACUGUGAUUGCAACCAUGACGAUUACGAUCAUGAUCACGAUGAUCAUGAUUAUGACGAACACGACCAUGACUAUGAUUGCGAUCACGAUUAUGAUUAUGAUCAUUGCCAUUAUGACGACUAUCAUUAUGACUGCGAUUACGACAACCGCGACGAUGAUUGACUAUGAUGAUUACGAUUAUGGCCAUGACGAUUAUGACUACGACUAUCAUGACCGCGAUUAUGAUCACGACCAUGAUUAUGACGAUGGUGAUAGUGAUUGCGAUUAUUAUGACUGUGACUACGAUCAUGAUUACGACGAUUAUGAUCACGAUGAUUACGAUUUUGAUUACUAUUAUGAAUAUGAUUAUGAUUAUAGUUACGAUUAUGGUCACAAUUAUGAUUGUGACGAUCACGAUUAUAACGAUUAUGAUAGACACGAUCGUGAUUACGGCUAUGAUAGUCAUGCUUAUAAUGAUUGUGAUUAUGAUGACCGUGAUUAUGAUCAUGAUGACUACGACUAUGAUUGCAAUGCCUAUGACUACGAUUAUGAUGGUUAUGUUUGUGACUGCGGUUAUGAUGACGAUCACGGAUAUGAACGCGAUAAUGAUUACGACUAUGUUCAUGAUCAUGAUCAUUAUGAUCGCGAUUGA